This is a messenger RNA of Echinops telfairi (small Madagascar hedgehog), 718 nucleotides long. It is a transcript of the gene LIAT1, whose product is annotated as chromosome unknown C17orf97 homolog. The record is from RefSeq and is a predicted model, not a curated record. The transcript has 2 exons. Gene Ontology annotation, biological process: protein arginylation. NCBI's taxonomy places the organism in Eukaryota, Metazoa, Chordata, Mammalia, Afrosoricida, Tenrecidae. Bases 40 to 681 code for a protein of 213 amino acids.
UCGGGCUGCCCCCGGCCGUGGUCCCGGCCCCGAGGGCGGAUGGACGGCCGCGGCGGCGCGGGGGCGGCGGGCUACGAGGAGGGCGAGGACGACGAGGAGGCGCGCGAGGGCGGCGCUGCGGGCGCUACGCCGGGGUCCAGACUGCCCCCCAUCGCGGGCGGCGCCUCCGAGCUGGCCAAGCGGAAGGCCAAGAAGAAAAAGAAGAGGAAGAAGACGAAAGGGUCGGGCAAGGGGGACGAUAAACAGCAGAGCCGAGGCCUGAAGAACCAGCCUCCUUCUCCAUCUUCUCACGACAUCUUAAGUUGGAGCAAAGACCAGGGCCUGAAGCAAGAGCGGAAACAGGACCGCCAGCAGAGCCGCUGGCCCGCCGUCGAGGGUGACCUGCCCAGCGUCGCUGAGGUGGAAGAGGCCCUUUCGGACCAGAUGAAUGAAAGCCUGCGCUGGGAGGGGGUCCUCACCGACCCCGAGGCGGAGAAAGAAAGGAUUCGCAUCUAUAAACAGAACCGGAGGAAACGCUACCGCACGCUGGCCCUCAAGGGCUUCCCCACCGACCAGGACGCCCAGGAGCAGAUGGGCGAGAACCCGCCCUACCGCUCCGACAGAGAGGGCAGCUCCGCUAGCAGGCCGCACCACUGCCUGGAAAUGCUGCACGCCGAAUUGAUUCCUGCUCUGUCCGAAUGAGGCACACAGGCCCCCACUCCACCUCCACCCCCCACCC